AUGCGCAGCAAGAGGAUGUUGCCGGGCCACGAUGUCGACCCGCCGAAGGUGUGCGGGGCAGAGACAUAUAGCUCCUGGAGUGACGUCGAGUGGACUGUGAUAGAGUCGUACUGCCAACUGGAAAGACGAAGCUUGCUCAGGCAGGGGCAACGGGGCAGCAGGUCACCCAGGGCCAUGUGGCAGGAACCGAAGGAGAGGCUCUCAAGCGCCGUUAAAUCUCCAGCCGGUGGCAGCCUCAAACGUGGAUCAAAAUGCAGACUUAACGAAGCUGUGCGGUCGAAGCAGGGCAGGUCUACGGCAUCCGCGUCGCUGCAGCCUGUCAUGUCCGCAUGGAUGUCGACAGAAAGCUCUGCCGGCGCAAGCAGCGCCGCGGCGCCGAGCAACGAGGAAAUGCGAUCCGGUGUUGGCUUCCGGUUUCUGGCGAUGGAGUGCGCGGCGAAGGGGCUGGCCGCGGAGCCGUGCUUCUGCGGCGUCGCCAACCGGCGGUGCGGCGGCUGCGGAGCCGUCGCCUACUGCUCCCGCGCCCACCAGGUUAUACAUUGGAGGGUUCAUAAAGAAGAAUGUAAAAGGUUUGCAGAACAAAUGAGGCGCAUCGAUGUGCUGAGCCAGUUUCCUUUCACCUUCUUGGAACCUCCUGCUCUGAACCAUGAAUUAUCAAGUGCAAGGUGCUUAUUUUUGCAAUCAAUCAAACUUCACCAGAAAGGACUCUGGAAAUCAGAAUGUAUAUGUGGCCGAGAUGUUGCUCCUGUGAAGGACUUAAGCAUAGAAGCUGAAUGGAACUUGCAAAGCUCCCUCUGCCCUUGUACAGAGCCUAGAAAUCCUGUGCCUUCUGUCCUGGCAAGCUGGGAAGACUAUUAUGAGUGGAGAUCCCUUCCCCUGCAUUCACCUGUUGCUGUUUUACUUCAUUGGCCACUUAGUCUAUAUCAUUGCAUUCAACUCUCUCGGCAAACUCCAAGAGAUGAUGGCCAGGACACCCUGUGCAUUCACUAUUUAGGGCCUGAGAAGGAGCUACUUCAGCUUGCAGCGUUUGGGGAACUACGUGCAUUAUUUCCAGGUGUCCAGAUUCACAUUGAGCUUGUGGGACCAGAAGUUCCCCAGUCUAGGGAUGGUGAGGUUGUAAACAUUUCCAGAUAUGCAUGUUGUUCUGAUGAGAGCUGCUGUUGUAAAUCUUCUAUUGGUUCCAAAGACUUGAGCUGCACUGCAGUGACACUCAAACUGUGGAAAGGUUUCUAUCAUGAGAGAUGCAGUGAUAUAAUGAAGGUUCUCUCUACAACUACUACUAUUUUCUGA
Miscanthus lutarioriparius is the source of this 1290-nucleotide messenger RNA. NCBI's taxonomy places the organism in Eukaryota, Viridiplantae, Streptophyta, Magnoliopsida, Poales, Poaceae. The record is from the annotation of a GenBank genome assembly.